CCCUCCGCCCCUCCGUCCCGCCGCCACACGCCGCCAGAGCUCGGACCGGGCGCCUGUCCCUCCUCGUCGUGCCUCGCCGCGGCCGCCAAGCCCCGAGCCGGCCGGAGCCCGCUGCUCACCAUGUCGGUCGCGCUCGGCAACAGGUUCCAAGGAGGGAAGGCGUUCGGCUUGCUCAAAGCCCGGCAGGACAGGAGGCUGGCCGAGAUCAACCGGGAGUUUCUCUGUGACCAGAAGUACAGCGAUGAAGAGAACCUGCCGGAGAAGCUCGCCGCCUUCAAAGAGAAGUACAUGGAGUUUGACCUGAACAAUGAGGGCGAGAUUGACCUGAUGUCUUUAAAGAGGAUGAUGGAGAAACUCGGGGUCCCCAAGACCCACCUGGAGAUGAAAAAGAUGAUCUCAGAGGUGACAGGUGGGGUCAGCGACACCAUCUCCUACCGAGACUUUGUGAACAUGAUGCUGGGGAAGCGGUCGGCUGUCCUCAAGCUAGUCAUGAUGUUUGAAGGAAAAGCCAACGAGAGCAGCCCCAAGCCAGUUGGCCCCCCUCCAGAGAGAGACAUUGCCAGCCUGCCCUGAGGACCCCCGUCUGGACCUGCCCCCGUUCCUCCCUCCUGAUCUUGCUGCCCUUCUUGAUUCAUUGUGAUUUGUCUUAUUUGUUUUGUCUGGUCAUUACGCGUUUGUUUCAUUUUCAACCAGCAAAAUCAGUGAUCUCUUUGUAAAGCACAAAUUACCUGCCUUAAAGGGGCUCUAGGCCAGGGAAUUCUGAGCCUUGGGGACCCUCCCUCUCAUCUCCCCUCCUUCCGCCUUCCCUUUGCAGAAGGGCUGACAUCAAACCAAAACCAGGAGGGGGCAGCCUGGACAGGGAGACUGGAAGACUGGGAUCCUCAUGCUUAGAGCUGGCAUAGUCUGUCCUUCCAGGGUCCCUGAGCUAAGUCCAGGCUUGCUGGCCUGGCCCUGGUGAGGACCACAGCCCACUCGCAGAAGACCCUGGAGUGGGAACCAGGCUUUCCUCAGACAGCUCUGUGGUUCCCUGCUCUUGAGUCGUCUAGGGCAUGACCACUCAGUGUCCCACCUCCCCCGCUGACCUCCUCCCCCAGUCCACACUUCUCAUCCUCAGGGAGGUGACAGAAGGAGAGACGGAGAGGGGCUUGGUGAUCUGAGCCCUUUAAGAAGGUUCCAGAAGGAAUCCUCUGGCCUUCCCCGCAGCCACACCUUUACAGGCAGCUUGGAGGGAAAGUGCAGCCCCCAUGUCCUUUGCGGGGGGAAGCAAAGGGCUUUGGGAGUAGAAGGGAGGCGAGGGGCCUUGGGAGCAGUGUCUGUUCGGUCUGGUGCCACCUUUUGGGGAGGAUGCUGAGGACAACAGGAUAGGAGAAGGAGGAAUAGAAUGCUCAUGGCAAACAGUCAGCACCACUAAUAAGCCAAGAGCUGAGAAACAGAAGGUGGCCUUUCUGACCCCAAUCUGCUUGAAACCUGACUGUGCUCCCCCUAUUUGCCUUGCCAUCUUACUCCAUUCAUUCAUUCAUUCAUUCACUCACUCAGUCAUUCAGUGGAUAUUUAUUGACCACCUAUUAUAAGCUUUAAGUCCCCCCACUUUGUCCUGACAUGUGCCUUGCCCUCAACCCCUAAUCUCCAUUUCCAAUCACCCAAAACCUUGAGCUUGGGGAGUGGAUUGGGGUCCCUUAUGAUGGACUCCCAAGAUUUGAGAGCCCUGAUCCACUCUGUAGGUUAGCUAGACCGGUCCUCUCAUUUCACAGGUGGGAAAACUGGUGCUCACAGGGAUUAAGCGCCUUGCCAAGGGGUUAAUCGGGAGAUGGAAGUCUGGACUGGAACCCAGCUGUUCAGAUACCAUGCCCGUCCUCAUUGCUGCUCUGGGCUGUCUCAGUGAUGAAAAUGAGAGAAGGAGUGGGGAGGGGCAAUCUCCCAGGUCAGUCCUUGGGGAAGGCCCUGGGCCAGGACUCACCCUUCCCAGUGCCUCCAUGUCAGCACCAGGGGUUUUGGGUAAGGGCCUGGCUGCUUCUGCAGUUCUGCCUUCCCUAGAGCUUCUCCGCCAAGCCGCUUCUCAGAACUCAAGCAGGAAGGUGUCCCACUCAGCCCCAUCUUGGCUGAGCAGGGACCCCAGCCUUGACCCCAUCUGUGUUCUGGAGUCCCUUACCCUGCCCACUCAGGACUUAGAUGCACUCAUCCAUUGAAUCUAUUUAUUAAGCACCUGCUAUGGGCCAAGAGCUAAGAACCAGAUAGUAAAAUGGACAGACUCGUGGAAUUUAGUCUAGUGGGGAAGUCAGAACCAGACAAUGAUCAGUGAGAUGAAUGUUAAGAAAGAGGGGACUGUAGGGUGACUGCACUGCAAUCCUGGGCCCAAGACUGAGCAAGAGUCUUGGAGAAGCCCUCGCCAAACGUUAAGUGGAAACGUCAGGUUGCUGUUGGAGGUGGGAGUCCGUGUGGGCUGCCUGUGGUUCUUUAGUGACCCAUAAUCAAGGACCUAAGGAGCUCGCUUGCAGCAGCUUGAGGGAAUGGAGCAGGUAGGGCAUGGGGAAUUGCUGAGGUUGGGUUAAUCCACUGGUCUCAACCAGUUCAGGAACAAGAUUAUUUGGCCAUGACUGGCUGAUCUUCAGCUUAAGGAGCAGCUUCAAAUGCACAAGCCUAGUUGAAGUUUAAACCCCAGCAAAACAGUUCUCCUGUAAAUGUAAAAUCUCACCCCAGCACCUCCUCUUCCUUCCCCCCUGCCCCGGCGCCAGAUCAUUAGAUGAACUGCCUGCCCCCCACCCCUUACUACUGGCCUCUCUUCUCUGGGACAGGCUGAGACCUUUGAGCAGGGUAAUACCUUCUUUAACUACCCAUUAUAGUCAGUGUACCUGUUCUUCACUCAGGAGGGCAGAAGCAACCAGGCUUAUUUCAACAGGUUUCACAGUUUACAAGACUGUAGGAAGCGUCCUUUAAGGGAGGUGGACAAGUGGGUGUGUCCCCAGCUUCUGGAAAGGGCAGGAAAGAGAGUUCUCUCAUUGGAAGGGGGGGUGUCCUGGGAAACACCACCAGUCCCCCCACCAUUUACUAGAACUCAGUUCCUGGCAGCAGAGGGGCUCAAAAGUGGUCCCUGGAAAGGGGGAGUGGUCUGCGUGUAUUUUAGUUUGUGGCUAUUGGCUCUGGGACUUACUUCUCUGGCUAAGGGCUCAGCUUCUUAGAACUUCAGCUGUCUUCUUUCUGAAAGACCAAAUCUAACUAAUGUAACCAGCAACUCGGGGACUGCCAAGUAUGGCUUUGUCCCUGUGACUCAAAAGGAAGGAGUUUGCCGGGCACGUUCAGGUGGAUAAGUGUGCGUGUGCGUGCGUGUGUGUGUGUGGCACGCCAGAUAUCAUCUCUACAGACUAGAAAUAAAACAAACUUAUCAAUGUCUUGA
This is a messenger RNA of Mirounga angustirostris (Northern elephant seal), 3391 nucleotides long. RefSeq names its product allograft inflammatory factor 1 like (gene AIF1L). Gene Ontology annotation, molecular function: actin filament binding; calcium ion binding. The record is from RefSeq and is a predicted model, not a curated record. NCBI's taxonomy places the organism in Eukaryota, Metazoa, Chordata, Mammalia, Carnivora, Phocidae. The transcript is spliced from 6 exons. Gene Ontology annotation, cellular component: actin filament; ruffle membrane. Gene Ontology annotation, biological process: ruffle assembly; actin filament bundle assembly. Bases 121 to 573 code for a protein of 150 amino acids.